Sphaeroforma arctica JP610 is the source of this 1242-nucleotide messenger RNA. RefSeq lists its product as hypothetical. NCBI's taxonomy places the organism in Eukaryota, Ichthyosporea, Ichthyophonida. Gene Ontology annotation, biological process: TOR signaling; positive regulation of cell growth; cellular response to starvation. The record is from RefSeq and is a predicted model, not a curated record. Gene Ontology annotation, molecular function: protein-macromolecule adaptor activity. Gene Ontology annotation, cellular component: cytoplasm; TORC1 complex. The transcript is spliced from 6 exons. The annotation marks the transcript as partial.
AUGUUGUUAUUCUUCUCUGUCACCCCUCAGCAUUGGCUGAAUGUACCCGAGGCGUUCGCGUGCGACAGGCAUCGCAAUGAAGAGCUUCCCCACACGGAACAGUGUGUAAUGAAAUGGCGGAUACGAGCACGUAUGCGCACCGUCUGCGUGGGACUGAUUGUGGCCUUGAAUAUAGGGGUUGAUCCACCGGACAUAUUGAAGACCGAUCCGUGCGCACGCAUGGAGGCGUGGAUAGAUAUCAACACAUCACCGUCCCAGAAGACCCUAGAGCAUAUUGGCAACCAGCUACAAGAGCAAUAUAGUCGCAUGUAUGCGCGCGCUCGCUUCAAGCAGACUCUAGAUCCCACCACGGAAGAGGUGAAGAAGAUGUGCAUGCAACUGCGGCGCGCCGCAAAAGAUGAACGCGUGCUUAUACAUUAUAAUGGGCAUGGUGUUCCUAUGCCUACGGACUGUGGAGAGAUAUGGGUGUUCAACAAGAACUUCACGCAAUACAUUCCCCUGUCGCUGUACGACCUUCAAUCGUUCAUCACGAGUCCAUCCAUCUUCGUGUGGGACUGCUCGAAUGCCGGGCAGAUAGUGAAAUCGUACGAUACAUUUGCGCGACAGCGAAGGCAGGACUACGAGGCUCAGCAAAAGUCGAGAGUCAACACCGGACACCCGCCGCCCACACUGAUCAAGGACUACAUACACUUGGCCGCGUGCAGUGCCGGUGAGAUAUUGCCCAUGGAUCCCAGCUUACCGGCUGAUCUGUUCACGGCGUGCCUGACGACGCCUAUUGAGGUGGCUUUUCAGUGUGUGUCUCUGGGGUACUACAAGCGGCAGGUGGUGCACACGGACACGAGCGUGCUGGAUAGUAUACCCGGCAAAAUGACCGACAGGAAAACGAUGAAGGGCGAGCUCUUCUGGAUCUUCACCGCUAUUACCGACACAAUCGCAUGGAAUGUGCUACCGCGCGAUCUUUUCCAGAAGCUUUUCCGUCAGGACUUGCUGGUUGCGGCCUUGUUCCGCAACUUUCUCUUGGCCGAACGCGUUCUCACGGGCGUCAAUUGCACACCCGUCUCGUACCCGUCUCUACCCCCGACACACCAGCACCCCAUGUGGCAACACUGGGACGUGAGUGUGGAUAUAGCGAUCAGCAGCACGAAAAGUGGCGCAGACAGCAGCGGACAGAACAGUCCACACUUCCCGUUCUUCACCAAUCAGCUCAAGGCAUUCGAGGUUUGGCUCGAGCUUGGGUCUCAG